AUGACAGGCUUGGGGGCUGCCUAUGCGCAGAAUCAGAGCGGGCGGCGGCGGGGCUGGCGUAACCGGCAGCGGCGGCGGCGGCGGCGGCGGCGGCGGCACGAGCGCGGGCAGCAGCGACGGCCGCGCAGCGCGCCCGGGAGGCACCGACGCGGCCCGAGCGCCGCGGCCCCCGCGACCCGGCGACCCGGCGGCGGUGGCUGCAGCGGGCAACGGCUCGCCCCGGCGCCGCCUGCAGGAAGCCGCCCCGCGCCCGCCGCCGGCCCGGACGCUGCUGCCACUGGGCGAGUCCCCGCCCCCCGGGAGCCCGGCCCGGCCCCCGGGGAGGGGGGGGGCGGGGGCGGCUGCCCGGCCGCGCCCCGGGGGACCGGUCCCGGAGUCCGGGAGCGCCAGGGCCCGCCCCGCCGCCCCGGGCCGGCUCCGGAGGCGGCGGCGGGGCUCCCCCCGGGGGUGACCGGCCAGGUGCCCGCCGGGCGCACCCGGCCCCGGGGCCGCGAAGGGGCGGCCGGGGAGGCAGGUAGAGAGCAGCGGUGGCCGGUCGCAGGGAAGGGGCCCCAGCUGGGCUCAGCCGACCGGGGGCCUCACCUCUUACCCCACCCCACCCCACCCCCCACCUACCACCCCCCAACCCAGGGAGGGAGUGGGCGCCACCCCGGGAGACCUGGCCCCUCUGGGGCUCUGCAGCCCCUCCCCGGCUACAUAGCCCCUCCCUCCAGUCUGGUUUGUAAGACGUGGAGGCCCCAGGGAGGAGGGACGACAUGGCCCAUGCAGAGGCGCCAAGACAGCACCCCAUAA
This is a messenger RNA of Neofelis nebulosa (Clouded leopard), 792 nucleotides long. RefSeq names its product proline-rich protein 2-like. The transcript has a single exon. Lineage: Eukaryota; Metazoa; Chordata; Mammalia; Carnivora; Felidae. Bases 1 to 792 code for a protein of 263 amino acids. The record is from RefSeq and is a predicted model, not a curated record.